Molecule: messenger RNA, 891 nt
Organism: Pyricularia pennisetigena
Lineage: Eukaryota; Fungi; Ascomycota; Sordariomycetes; Magnaporthales; Pyriculariaceae
Exons: 3
Coding region: 1-891 (296 amino acids)
Source: RefSeq, a predicted model, not a curated record
AUGGCCCAAAUUACUCACCGGCGUUAUGACAGCAUUUCCACCUGGCUCGAACAUGGUGUUGCGCCCUCACCCGACCGGUUACUCUAUCCGCAUUUCACUGCGACAUCGCUGUCUAAAAAGCGCAAACGGCCGAGCUGUCCCGUCGCCGAUGGCCACGGCCUUGCUUCUCCUCCCAUCUCGACUGACGACUCUCAAAUGAGCUCCAGGUCCCCGAGGAGGAGGAGGAGGAGGAGGAGGAGGAGGAGGAGGAGGAGGAGGGCAAAGCGUCAGGCGAUUGCGGACGAUAACGAUGAGGACCCAGUUGCACCCAUCGACCUGGAGGCCACGCCGCGACGUGGAGAUUUCCCGCUGUCCUUGGGAUUCAACAAGUGCCCAGUCACCUACGAGCUCUGGCGCCUCCACAAGGUCGGGUCAAUCCUCUCCAAGUCCAACUCUCGGUCAACCCAACUGCUAUGGCUGCUGAAAAAGGCCAUUAACGUCUUGCACGAAAUGCUUCCGGGCUCAUCCAUCAACCACAGUGACGCUCCCCGGCUGGUAGACCUCCCGAUUGCAGUCAGCAUCCAAGUCAAAGGAAGUGAUGGGGACGAACGAAAACAGACGCUUCAAGUCGGCACAUGGCAGGCCGCACAGUGGAACAUGUGGUCGCAGCUCCUGAAGGGUCGGCUUUUACGGAAAUACACCGUAGCAGCAGGCACAACGCCCUUCGAAACUCCUGCAAACGAUGGCGGCGACGGGACACACGAUUCGAGGAGCAUCGCGGAACGUGCUUUGGCCGAGUCGGAUCGCCUGCUUUGCACAGUCCCGUAUCUCCCAGCGAUAUUUAUCCAUGCUCAUUCUUGGUAUCUGGCUGCUACCUCCCGUCAAGGGGACAAAAACCAUACCCUGGCGUGA